AGGUGUAUUGAACAGGUGUUACUGUUGAAUUGUUAUUUUAUUCUUUCUUUCUCACAACAUUUUAUUUUUUUUUUUGAUUUAUAUGAGAUGAGAUCUUUUAGAAAGUUUUUUUAUUUUUUUAUCAUAAAUUCUUUAUGGUAUAGUCAUGGUGAAACAUUUGAAGCACGCUCACCACAAUUUAAUUUAAAUCGUAUUCUUGAAGAAUUAUUAAAUUUUUCAUUUGGACCAUUCAAAAUUGGGUCAUAUGCAUCAGAUUGUAGAAUUGAUAUUCAAAAUCAUUUAUUAGAGCCACCACCAUUAUUACUAUAUCCGGGAACUACAAAAAUUUAUAAUCCACAACCGAAUGGUGAACUUGUUAUACCAUACAAUGGUAAAAUAGAAUUUAAUUGUCAACAAAAUUUACUAGAACCAUUUCAUGAUAAAAAUAAAGUUGUUGCACAAUGUAUUGGCUUGAAUCGUUUAAAAGUUGAUGGUAAAAUAUAUGAUAUAACAGAUUUUGUUUGUAAUUCAUGGUUUCCAUCAGUUGCACAAAGAACACAUAAAACUUGCCAUUAUGGUAAUGCAACAGAAAUAGAAGUUGGUUUUCAAUUAAAAUCAGAUAAAAGAUUUAUUCGUAUUUUUGAUUUAUGUCAUGAUGAAGAAAUCGGUUCAACUUUAUAUGUUCAUCAUUAUUUGACACCCGGAAGUAAUUCAUUUCAAAGUGGUGUUAAAAGAGUUUCAUUUAGAAAAGGAAAUUUUUAUGGAAAAUUAAAUGUUGAUGGUCAUUAUAAACAAGUGAAACAAAAAGAUACUAUUGGACGAAUACUUGGUGGUAAUCAUGAAAAAUAUUUUGAUGAAAAAUCUUCAUUAUUUUUAGCUAGAGGUCAUUUAUCAGCAAAAGCUGAUCAUGUUUAUGCAAAUGAACAGAGAGGAACAUUUUAUUAUGUUAAUGCUGCACCACAAUGGCAAUCAUUUAAUGCUGGUAAUUGGCAAACAAUUGAAGAUGAUAUUCGUAGAUAUGCUCAAAAGAAACGAUUAUAUUUGGAAUGUUUUACUGGUACAUGGGGUAUUGGAACAUUAGCUGAUGGUAAUGGUGAUCACAGAGAAUUAUAUUUAUAUUUUGAUGAAAAUGAAAAUGGUGGUUUAAUACCAGUACCAAAAAUUUAUUAUAGAGUAGUAAUUGAUAUUAGAUCUAGAAAAGGAAUUGUACUUAUUGGUGUUAAUAAUCCCCAUUUAACAAUGGAAGAAAUUCAACGAGAUUAUAUUAUUUGUAAUGAUAUUAGUGAUAAAAUUAAUUAUAUUGAUUGGAAAAGAGAUAAUAUAAGAUUAGGUUAUUCGUAUGCAUGUGAAGUUAAAGAAUUUAUGAAAGUUGUUGGACAUUUAGAAAAUUUAAAUGUAAAAGGACCGAUAAAAUUUUUAUAUCAACUAUUUACAACUUCUGUUUUAUCAUAUGAUACAAAAUCAUCAUCAGAAUCAAAAUCAUCACCACCUAUAACUGGUUGCCGACAAACUGGUAAACAUUUUCUAGUACAUUUUUUUUCUUCUGGACCUUCGAAAAAUACUUUUUUCGAAUAUUCACCAAUAUAUUCCAUCAAAAUAUUAGAAAGUAUUCCUGUACCUGAAUACGCGGGAUUUGAAUGUAAUACGCAAGAUGUUAAAAUUUUUAAAAAUUUGGAGAAACGUGCAGCUUUAUCAUCAAAAUUUCCAAAAUGGCCAAAUGCUAUUGUACCGUAUUUAAUACAGUGUACAGAUUUUAAAAAUAAAGAUCUUGAUUUAAUAAAGGAAGCUUUAAAUGAGAUACAAAAUAAAACUUGUCUAAAGUUUGUUCAAAUAUUUGACAGAACUCAGUUCAAUGGCUUUAUUAUUGUCGAUUGUAAAUACGGUGGAGGUUGUAAUGCUAAACAGGGUUACAAGGGAGUACCACAAAUUUUAAAUUUAGAAAAACAAAGUAGUAAUCAAACUACUAGAGGAGGCUGUAUGAAAUUUCAUAUAAUUCAACAUGAAUUUAUGCAUGCUCUUGGUUUUGCACAUGAACACAAUUCACCAAUACGUAAUCAAUUUGUUAAGAUUCUGUCACAAAAUAUUGCACCAGGACGAGAAUAUUAUUUUAAAGUUAAUAAUGCUGUUAAUUACGAAAAUUAUGGUUGCCUUUAUGAUUAUCAAAGCAUUAUGCAAGUUGACGAAUAUCGGCAUUCUCGUAAUAAUAAACCAACAAUUGUAUCUCGAAACGAUAGUUUUCCAACUCUUCUGUUUACAGAGAAAAUGUCUUUUCAAACACUUUUCGUACUAUGCCUUGGUAUUGCUUUUACUCCGUGGUUGGAGGCAAGAGAAUAUCAAACAAUUCCUUCAAUAAUUGAGGAUGAUUUACCAGAAAUACAAUGGAAUCUCAAUAAUUAUAAUAUAGAUGAACAAUUUGUAUCAAAAGAAUGCACAUUUAAUGUUAAUAAAGAUAUUAAAGAUCCACAACCAUUAUAUUUAGUACCAAAUUCAAUUGAUUUUUAUGAACCCGAUACAUCCGGAAAUGUACAUAUACCGAAUGGAAAACAAAUUGAAUUUCAUUGUACUAAAGGAUUUGCAUCGCCAUUUUUAAAUUUAAAAAAUAUAACAUCAAAAUGUAAAGGUGGCACCAGUUAUGAGGUUUCAGGGAAAAUUUAUAAUUUCACAGAAUUUAUUUGUACUAAAACAAAUGAUUAUAUUGCACGUCCAACAACAAAAAAAUGUUAUAAUAAUUCAAUGAUAGCUGAAAUAGGAUUUGAAAUUAUAAAUAAAAAAUUUGUUAAACUUAUGGAAAUUUGUCAUGAUGAAAUAUCUGCUUCAACAUACUAUGUUCAACAUAAUAUGGGACCAUUUAAUAAUAAAUAUCAACGUAAUGUUACGCGACCAUAUUUUCAACAGGGAAAAUUCUUUAAAAAACUUAAUAUCAAUAAAUUAUAUACACAAAAUGAACAAAUCAAAACAGUUGGACGUAUUUUAGGUGGUAAUCAUGAAAAAUAUUUUGAUAUUGAUAAAUAUGUAUAUUUGGCAAGAGGACAUUUAGCAGCUAAAACAGAUUAUGUUUAUGGUGUACAACAAUUGGGAACAUUCUUUUAUAUUAAUGUUGCACCACAAUGGCAAACAUUUAAUUCUGGUAAUUGGCUUGCUGUUGAAGAUGGUGUUCGUAAUUUUAUUGCAAAAAAAAAAUUAUAUGUUGAUUUAUAUACUGGUACAUGGGGUGUUAGUUCUUUGAAAGAUUCAAAAGGUGUAUUUAGAGAAUUAUAUUUGUAUAAUACUAAUGAUAAUAGUAAAAAUCAAGUACCAGUACCAAAAUUAUUUUAUAAAAUUGUAAUUGAUCGUAAAUCAAGAAAAGGUAUUGUUUUAAUUGGUGUUAAUAAUCCACAUUUAACAUUAGAAGAAAUUGAAAAUGAUUAUAUAAUUUGUAAUGAUAUUAGUAAUCAAAUUAAUUGGCUUAAAUGGAAAAAAGAUAAUAUAACAAAUGGUUAUUCGUAUGCUUGUAGUAUACCAGAUUUUGUGAAGGUUGUAAAACAUUUACCAAAAUUAAAUGUUAAAGGAAUUUUACUUUAAUUUAAAUAAUAAAUUUUAUUUUUAAUAUUGGA
Condylostylus longicornis is the source of this 3572-nucleotide messenger RNA. RefSeq lists its product as uncharacterized. The transcript has 9 exons. The record is from RefSeq and is a predicted model, not a curated record. Bases 88 to 3540 code for a protein of 1150 amino acids. NCBI's taxonomy places the organism in Eukaryota, Metazoa, Arthropoda, Insecta, Diptera, Dolichopodidae. Gene Ontology annotation, biological process: apoptotic DNA fragmentation; proteolysis. Gene Ontology annotation, cellular component: nucleus; mitochondrial inner membrane. Gene Ontology annotation, molecular function: nucleic acid binding; zinc ion binding; single-stranded DNA endonuclease activity.